GUUCCUGGAGCCUGAUCCACAGGUCAAGGAGCAGGAGGAGCAGCGGCUCAGAAUUCUGCGUAUGGGCCAGCGGGAGCAGAAGCAGCACUUCAUGGCAGAGGUCUUCCAGGAGGAGAAAGCCCGGCAUGUGUCGGCAAAGCAUCGGCGCGCUCCGAGGCCCUGGCAGGCCAUUGACUUCGAGCAUCUUCCAAAGAUUGUCUGUGAGCGACAACACGAUUGGCAGAUGGCAGCAGAGAAGCGUGCAGAGGAGGCGAGGACGGAGUUCACACUGUACCUGCGAAAAGCCUACGGCAACGAG
Symbiodinium sp. CCMP2456 is the source of this 298-nucleotide messenger RNA. The record is from the annotation of a GenBank genome assembly. Lineage: Eukaryota; Dinophyceae; Suessiales; Symbiodiniaceae.